AUUGUUGUAAAUGAGAUAACAGUGAAAUAAAACGGUGCACGUUCAGGUUGGUGUUGAAUUUUAGCAUGCAGUCACCGGUGGACGAUGCUCUCUUCAGACAGCAGCUCACUCGGUUACCACUUCUAUCAGACUCUAGCCACGACACUUUGACGCCCCGAAGUGAACUGGUCGCUCUCCUGUAAACAUUAAGGUAGCUGAGAGAAGGUGAAACCUCUUCUGACAACUUCUUGGACACCAUGGCCCCACACCCGGUGGUCCAGGCCGUCAUUGACCUCUCUGCAGGAGCCAUUGGGGGAGCUGCAUGUGUCUUUAGUGGGCAGCCUCUGGACACAACAAAGGUCAAGAUGCAGACCUUUCCCAAGCUGUACCGUGGUUUCCUCCACUGCAUCACGUCCACCUACAAACAAGUGGGCCUACGCGGUCUCUACCAAGGCACCUCGCCGGCACUGAUGGCCAACAUCGCUGAGAACUCUGUGCUCUUCAUGAGCUAUGGCUUCUGCCAGCAGGUGGUCCGCAUCACAUCUGGACUGCACAGUGAAGCUGUGCUGAGUGACAUGCAGAAAGCCUGCGCCGGCUCUGUAGCAUCCAUUUUCUCCUCGCUGGUACUCUGCCCCACUGAGCUUGUCAAGUGUCGCCUGCAAGCCAUGUAUGAAAUGGAAGCAUCAGGCAAGAUCGCUAAGAGCCAGAACACAGUGUGGUCUGUGGUGAAAUCAAUCAUGAGGAACGAGGGACCGCAGGGCUUCUUCCAAGGCCUGACCACCACCAUAGCCAGAGAGGUCCCUGGUUACUUCUGCUUCUUCGGUGCCUAUGAGCUCUGCCGCACUACCUUCGCUGACUACAUGAAGUGUGAAAAAGAUGACAUAGGUGUGGCUCCGAUCGUGUUCAGCGGUGGGUUUGGAGGAGCGUGCCUGUGGCUGGUCGUCUAUCCUAUGGACUGUGUCAAGUCUCGGAUCCAGGUCAUGUCUAUGACAGGAAAACAGUCAGGCUUUUUCAAAACCUUCAUGACCAUCGCACGCACUGAAGGUGUGAGAGCACUCUACUCUGGUCUCACCCCCACCAUGAUCCGCACAUUCCCUGCCAAUGGAGCACUGUUCCUGGGUUACGAGGCCAGCCGUAAACUCAUGAUGAAGCAGUUUGACAGCUAAAA
Messenger RNA from Scomber scombrus (Atlantic mackerel), 1147 nucleotides. RefSeq names its product solute carrier family 25 member 15b (gene slc25a15b). Gene Ontology annotation, biological process: mitochondrial L-ornithine transmembrane transport. Gene Ontology annotation, molecular function: L-ornithine transmembrane transporter activity. The record is from RefSeq and is a predicted model, not a curated record. Bases 237 to 1145 code for a protein of 302 amino acids. The transcript is spliced from 7 exons. NCBI's taxonomy places the organism in Eukaryota, Metazoa, Chordata, Actinopteri, Scombriformes, Scombridae.